Molecule: messenger RNA, 1951 nt
Organism: Cynara cardunculus var. scolymus (artichoke)
Lineage: Eukaryota; Viridiplantae; Streptophyta; Magnoliopsida; Asterales; Asteraceae
Product: pentatricopeptide repeat-containing protein At2g13600-like
Exons: 1
Coding region: 106-1707 (533 amino acids)
Biological process (GO): RNA modification
Molecular function (GO): RNA binding; protein binding
Source: RefSeq, a predicted model, not a curated record
AAAUCCUGGCUCCGCACCUGUUUACAUGUUCUGUUGAUGGCUAAAGUUUGGUAGAGAAGAUCCAAACAGUCGAAUGAUGGGAGGUGGAGCAGAGCACUAGUUAUUAUGAGCCCUUGUUUGUCAACUCUGAGAUUUUUAUUAGAUAGAUGUAGCAAAAAAGAGAAUCUAAUUGCCCAAAUCCAUGCUCAGGCUAUAACCCAAGGUCUCUUUCGCACUCACCAAGACUUCGCGUGUAAGCUACUCAAUAUAUAUGCCAGAAAACUGAACAAUCCAAUCAAAGCACAUAGAAUCUUUGAUCAGAUUCUAAAUCCAGAUAUAGUUUCAUGGACUUGUCUCAUGUCUCUCUACUUGCACACCCAAGUCCAACAGCCCUUGAAAACGCUCUCUUUAUUUUCUGAUAUGAUCGUGUCAAUGGGGUUGAACCCAGAUGGGCAUUGCAUAGUUGCAGCACUUUCGGCUUGUGGGUCUGCUAAGAACUUGGUGGUAGGGAGGAUAGUUCAUGCGAUGGUGUUGAGAUAUGAAUUGGGUGGUGAAGGACCUAUUAUUUCUAAUGCUUUGAUCGAUUUAUACAGUCGAAAUGGACGAAUAGAUUUGGCCAGGAGAGUGUUCGACUUAAUGGUUGCAAAGGAUGUUGCUUCUUGGACGAGUUUGGUUAAUGGAUAUAUUAUGUGUGGUGAUAUUGUCUCUGCCGGGCAAUUGUUUGAUGAAAUGCCUGUUAGAAACGUUAUUUCUUGGACAGCUAUGAUUGUGGGAUAUGUUCGUAACAAGAAUGUUAUCAGUGGGUUAAAACUGUUUCAGGAGAUGAGAACCGAAGGUGGAGGUGGUGAUUACGAUAGUCCUACUUCGAUCACAAUAGUUUCUGUUCUUUCUGGUUGUGCUGAUGUCGGUGCUCUCGAUUUCGGUGGAUCAUUACAUGGAUACAUUAAUAAGAUACCUAGUCUUGUUACCGAUGUUUCAGUAAACAAUGCUUUGAUAGAUCUGUAUGCCAAAGGGGGAAGCCUUGAAUUCGCCAAAAAGGUAUUUUCUGAAAUGCCUCAAAAGGACGUCUUUUCUUGGACCAGCAUGAUUUCAGGAUUGGCUCUUCACGGUGAAGGAAGAUCCACAGUCAUAGUGUUUGGCAAUAUGGUGUCGAGUGGGCUGAUCCCAAACGAAAUCACAUUCCUGUCGGUGCUAUCCGCUUGCGGUCAUGAAGGACUAAUCAAAGAAGGGCAGUCAUUAUUUGACAUUAUGGUUCAUCAAUAUGGUCUCAAACCGACAAUCAAACACUACGGUUGUAUGGUGGAUCUUCUCUGCAGGGCAGGGCAUCUAGACGAAGCACUGGAGUUGAUCGAAAUGAUGCCUUUGGAACCAGAUGCGGUCAUUUGGAGGUCGGUUCUGAGUGGUUGUAUGAUAAAGAGAGAUCUACGGUUAGCAGAAAUGGCAGCAAAGAGAGUACUUGGGUUAGAACCUUAUGAUGAUGGAGUGUAUGUACUUCUUUGGAACGUAUAUCGGUUAACCAACAAGUGGGAAGAUGCAUUAAAGACAAGAAAGAUGAUGAGAACUCAAAAGAUUAAGAAACAGCCUGGUUGUAGUUGGAUUGAGAUCAAUGGGCUUGUUCAUGAGUUUACUGCAGAGAAUAUAAUACAUCAGUUUGGCACUGAUAUCAACACUAUUUUAGAGGUUAUAUGUGAGCAGUGCAGACCCAUUGAUGAUCUCUUUAUCCUCUGAUCCACAUAUAUCUUCAUCACAAGGUAAGUCUAUGAGAGCUUUUUCUGUUAGGUUUUUUAUGCUGCUAUUAGAAGCAAUGUUACAUUCAUUUGUUUAAUUUAAAUGAGUAUGUGAACCAAAAGUAUAAUAUAGUGCUACAAAACCAUAUAAAAAAAGCUUUGAAACGACUUGAAUACACGAUCUUUGGUAUCUAUGGUUGAAGAUUAGUUCAUUUCUUGCCAACCAUAUAUGCCAAACUCCCGAU